UCAAAUGUUUCUGUGAAAUAGGGAUUUUAGCACGGCGGCCAUAUUGGAUGCUAAACUGGGGAACGAAUUCAAUAGCAGGCUCUUUGGGAACUACAUUUCCCACAAUGCCCUGCUGCUGAGUGAGGUCACGUGGGUCGCAGACGCCGGUGUCAGCAGAGUUUGUUUGACAGCAGCGAACAGCGGAUUUAAAGUUUCGUGGUGAUUUUCCAGCUCCUCGCUGCUCCUGGACCGAACCUCAGUUUUGCUCUAAGUUAGGCGCUUUUCUGCGGCUCCGCUCCAGGCGGUAGUCGGCCAUGACUCCGCCGCCGCUGUCCGUUGGAGGAAGAGGAAGAGGAAGGAGCUGAUGAUGAGGAGGGUGAUGAUGACAUGCAGUUAGCUGGCUGCCCGGCUGGCAGGCGGACGGACCGGAGCGGGACCCGGGCGGAGAGGCUCCAGCAUGCCGCGGAGGAAGCAGUCCCACCCGCAGCCGCUCAAAGUCGGGUCCGACCCGAGCGGCUCUGUUCUGGAGAGCGACUUCCUGUUGAGCGGAGACGGAGGGGCUGGUUGGACGGUGGGAGGUUUCCAUGGCGACAGGAGCUCCUCUCUGGAGCCCGCAGCACCAGCAGCCUCCGCCGUGCCGACCCUGCUGUGCUGCAAGGCCUGCGGACUGAGCCUGGGUGUGGGUCUGGCUCUGGGGGCGGAGCUUUACUGUCUCACCUGUGAGCAGCGGAGCUCCGCCCCCCGAGCCGUCAGGGGGAGCGGCGCCCCAUGCAGGCUGUUCUCCUGCUCGCUGUGCGCCUUCACCUCGCGUUACUCCAACCACUUGAAGCGUCACAUGACCGUCCACGACGGCCGCAAGCCGCACCGCUGCCCCGUCUGCCCUUACGCCUCGGCGCAGCUCGUCAACCUGCAGCGCCACCUGCGCACCCACACAGGGGAGAAACCCUACGGCUGCGCCCAGUGCAGCUACGCCUGCAGCUCCUUGGGCAACCUGCGGAGGCACCAGCGCAUGCAUGCGCAGGCGGAGCAGAGGAAACCCAAGAGGAGGACGAAGGGCGGAGAAGAGCUGCCACUGGGGGCGUCGGAGGACCGCUCCUACCUGCAGCCAGCAGGGGGCGCUGGUGCUAGCUCUGUCUCUGGCUCCGCCCCCGUCCCGCUGUGCACCCUGACCCUGGAGGGGGGGCCAGAGGCCCAACCUGGACAGGUUCUCCCUGCUGGGGCCCGGCGGCGGCCCAGGGCGGCCCCCCGGCGCCCCUUGCCGCCCCGUCGCCCCGCCCCGGAGAAACCCCACGGCUGCCCGCACUGCGCCUACGCCUCCUCCCACCUGGACAACCUGCGGCGCCACCUGCGGGUUCACACGGGCGAGAAGCCGUUCCGCUGCGCGUCCUGCAGCUACGCCUGCGGCAACCUGGCCAACCUGCGGCGCCACCAGCGCAUCCACUCGGGCGCCAAGCCGUUCCGCUGCGCCGUCUGCGGCCAUCGCUGCAACCAGAGCAUGAACCUGAAGCGCCACAUGCUGCGCCACACGGGCCGCAAGCCGCACGCCUGCGCCCGCUGCGGCUACGCCACCGCCCACUGGGACAACUACAAGCGCCACCAGAGGAAGCACGCCGCCGGGGGCGUCCGGGGGCCCGGGUCCCCGGACGCCCCCGCGGGUCACCAUGUCACCUCAGACGGCCAGCUGCUGUUUUUCCCCAGAGAAGCCCUUACAGAUCCUGUCUGUUUCUCUGAUCGAGAUUCCCCUCGUGACGCCGGGGGUCCUACCCACUGGUUGCCCGAGUUCCCAGACUCACCUCCUCCGUCUGACUACAAGUUCCCCCCCGGAUUCCACGACUGGCAGUUGCACCGCUCCUUUGUCCGCGCCGAGUCCGAGCCUACCUGUCCGCCCUCCGACCCAAUCCUCUGUUUUCCUCCUGGACACCAGCCGUCAAGCACCGGACCACCUGGACCACUUAAGAGACUAAGACUCCGAACCUUCCAGUAAACUCUCCUAGACCUCGAACCACAAGUAAGCUCCGUUUACUUUGUUCUGUGACUUUCCCGUUUCCGACAACCCUGAACUCACCAUUCUGCUCUGCCUCUUUAGAGAGCCGAUCGCUCCGUGAACCCGUUUCCUCCUGGACCAGACCAGAGCUCCCACUACCUUCGCUUGCCGUGUUACAAUAAACCAAUUGUUACCGUAUAUACUUCUCCUGAAUUGUGUUCUGCAUGUGGGUCUGAAACCCAUCAUGACACCUGGAGGAAGAAAUGAUUUUUUAUUAACACUUUUUAGAUCUGCGACUUUUUUGAUUUGGAUCAAUUUGAAAGUCAUUAAAACCAAAUUAUUUUAAAAUCCUUUUUGAUUGACUUUUGAUUUCCUAGUGAUUAACCUUUGUGUGUUGAGGCUGGUUUCCAUGGAGACAGGCCUCCAUGUUGUGUUUCAGUGACAAGAAGAAGAAUUGAAUGCAAAACAAACUAAAACGAUAAAGUGAGUUUUCCAGCUUCAGUGGUUUGUUGUUUCUGUUUCUCUAAGAAAAUAACCUCAACUUCCUGUUUCUGCUGAGGAAACACCUGGCGGCCCGCCCAAACCCGCCCAAACCCGCCCGUCCUGGGAGGCGGCCAUGUUGGU
This is a messenger RNA of Xiphophorus maculatus (southern platyfish), 2587 nucleotides long. RefSeq names its product zinc finger protein 513-like. The record is from RefSeq and is a predicted model, not a curated record. Gene Ontology annotation, molecular function: DNA-binding transcription factor activity; RNA polymerase II cis-regulatory region sequence-specific DNA binding. The transcript has 7 exons. Lineage: Eukaryota; Metazoa; Chordata; Actinopteri; Cyprinodontiformes; Poeciliidae. Bases 437 to 1963 code for a protein of 508 amino acids. Gene Ontology annotation, biological process: regulation of transcription by RNA polymerase II.